Nicotiana tabacum (common tobacco) is the source of this 2733-nucleotide messenger RNA. Its product is annotated as disease resistance protein RPM1-like. The record is from RefSeq and is a predicted model, not a curated record. Gene Ontology annotation, molecular function: ADP binding. Gene Ontology annotation, biological process: defense response to other organism. NCBI's taxonomy places the organism in Eukaryota, Viridiplantae, Streptophyta, Magnoliopsida, Solanales, Solanaceae.
AUGGCAGAGAGUGCUAUAUCUUAUUUGGUACAUCAGCUUUCAACCUUGCUCAAUAGUGGACAAAAAUUUCUUGAAGGAAUUCAACAAGAAAUUGUUCAUAUCAGGGAUGCAUUUGAGCAUAUGAGGACUUUCUCAAGAGUAGCUGAUGCAAAAGAAGAAGAAGAUGCUGAAUUACAAGUAUGGAUCAAACAAGUACAAGAACUUGCACAUGAUGUCCAAGACAUUCUUGAAAAACAUGUUGUUAUGUGCAACAAUUUUCAAGAAAAGGGAUCAUGGCCCUGGAAAAAACCCCAUCAUUCAUUAAUGUCUGAGAACUUCUUUGAAUCUCAAACUGAUAAUCUUUCAAUGUUAUUGGAAGGCAUCAAAGCCCGAAUCAUCGUCAUUUCUGAAGGACAUAAAGCAUUUCUUCAGAAAUAUGGUGUCACACUAAGUGCUGAGAAUAGAAACAUUACUACAUUGUGUAAUAACUAUGAAGAAGUAGUUCUGGUUGAUGAAUCAGAUCUUGUAGGAAUUGAAAAUCACAAACCAGUGAUUCUUGAUUGGUUACUUUCUGAUGAUCAAGAAUGGAAAUUGCAUUGUAUAGUUGGAACUAGAGGUAUAGGGAAAACCGCCAUAGUCAAGAAAGUAUAUGAUGAUGCAGCAGUGAAAAAGCAUUUCAAUCAUACACAGUGGAUUGAGAUUCCAAGGUUUUCUGAUGUUAAGGAGCUAAUGAAGAACAUGAUUACUCCAAAAAAUGACCAUAGCCGUCGAGCAAUUGAAGCAAUGGAUGCUAACAUGUUGGCAGAGUUAAUCCAACAAAUCUUUGAGUCAUCAAAGUACUUUAUUGUUCUUGAUGAUGUCCCUGAUAUUGCCACAUGGAGGGCUCUCAAAUGUAUCUUUCCUAUCGAAAACUGUGGCAGCAGGGUAAUCAUCAUAUUGCGUUUUGCUGAAAUAUGCCAUACCAUUUGUGCAGAAACUGGUGGUGAUAGUCAUGUUUAUAGUUUGAAGCCUUUGUCUGAAGAAGAAUCUUGGAUUCUUUUCUGCAGAAAGGCAUUUUCAGGCAGCCUAUUAUGCCCUUUAUCUCUAAUGCAAAUCUCCAAAGACAUUAUACAGACAUGCAGAGGCCUGCCACUGGCGAUUUUGGCGAUUGCUGGUGCUUUGGCUACUAAAGGGCAAAGAAAAGAGGAGUGGGAGUUGUUUCAUGGCAGCAUUGUUGACAAGUUACAAGGUAGUUAUAGCGAAGUCGAGCACAUGAAAAGGAUACUCAUUCUAUGUUAUCAAGACUUGCCUUUCUAUCUCAAGUCUUGUUUCACAUAUCUGAGCAUAAUUCCCGAAUUUCAUGUCAUCGAUAAGAUGAGACUGAUUCGACUGUGGGCAGCAGAAGGACUUGUCCUUGAAAGUGAAGGAAAGGCAAUUGCACAAGUUGCUGCAAGCUAUCUCAAUGAACUUGCUAACAGAAGUUUGAUCCAAAUUGCUGAAAGGUACUGUGAUGGAAGAUUAGAUUCAUUCACCAUUCAUAACUUGUGGUACGAAAUCAUUUUUUCCAAGUCAGCAGAAAGGGUAACUGCAACUAUAACUAAUAGUGAAGAAAUUACAAGAAAGCCUCACAAAGUCAGACAUCUAGUAAUCGCUGAUCCAUUGGCUAGCGAUAUACAAGAUAUUGAUCGGUUUAAGCAUCUUCACUCUCUAAUAACGCUGGGGUCGUCAGAUUCUGUCUCUAAUUCAUUCUUGUUGAAGCUGCUAACUGGAAGUUUUAAGCUACUCAAGGUCUUAGACCUAACAGGAGCCCCAUUGGUGAAAAUACCAGAAGAAGUCUUUGAAAUGUUUCAUCUCAAGUUUCUAAAUUUGAGGAAAACUAAGAUAAAACAUCUGCCAGGAUCAAUAGGAAAGCUUGAGAACCUCGAGUUCUUGGACCUAAGAGAGACAUUGGUAAAAAAGUUACCUGGUGAGAUACUAAAGCUUCAACAUCUUCGCCAUAUCUUCAUUCAUCGACGUGGUGCUGGAUUUUUGCAUGGUUUUAAAGCUCCUAAGAAGAUAGGAACCCUCGUGUCUUUGGAAAUGGUGAAUUCUAUAAACGCCACUUCAAGCACGGUGAUUGAAUUGGGCAAGUUAACAAGACUAAGAAUGUUAUACAUCGCAAAGCUGAGAAGAAAACAUGGAAGGGAGUUUUGUUCUUCCCUCAACAAGUUGAUAAAUCUUCAACAACUAUGUAUCUCAUCUUAUGGGGUGAGUGACAUUAUUGAUUUGCACUAUCCCCUUUCUUCUACACACUCAUCCCUUCGAACAUUAGUCUUCGAAGGGCGUUUAGAGAGGUUUCCACAAUGGGUAACUUCUCUUCAAGCCUUGACCUCAGUUCAUUUAAAAUGGAGCAAAUUAAUGGACAGUGCACUAGACACUCUUCAAGAUUUGCCAAAUCUUGUAAAACUGGUGCUAGACCGGGCCUAUGAAGGCGAACAACUGAGGUUCAAGGCAGUUGGAUUCAAGAAACUGAAGGAAUUAUGUAUUUGGCACUCUGAAAAACUGAGGCAAAUCAAAGUGGAAGAGGGUGCAAUGCCUUUACUUGAAGAACUUCAACUGCGCAACUGUAGAUUAAUGGAGCAGUUGCCCUUCGGGAUUGAGAAUUUGAGCAAGCUUCAGUAUCUUUCGCUGGAACAAAUUUCUGAGAAGUUGUUAGUGACUGUGCAACUUAAGGACAGUCAAAGUGGGGAUUACUGGAAAAUUGCUCAUAUUCCUAGACUUCACAUAGAAGCGUAG